Molecule: messenger RNA, 2497 nt
Organism: Chiloscyllium plagiosum (whitespotted bambooshark)
Lineage: Eukaryota; Metazoa; Chordata; Chondrichthyes; Orectolobiformes; Hemiscylliidae
Gene: gpr78b
Product: G protein-coupled receptor 78b
Biological process (GO): adenylate cyclase-activating G protein-coupled receptor signaling pathway
Cellular component (GO): membrane
Molecular function (GO): G protein-coupled receptor activity
Source: RefSeq, a predicted model, not a curated record
GCCAAUGCAGGGUGGUGGUGCAACACUCUCACGGCUGUGUGAAUAUGCCUGGGCUGCCUAUCACUGAAGCAGAUUCAAUUCGCAGUGUUUUAAUGCAGCCUGCGUGUUAGCUGAUUGCGAGAAUGUCGAGGGCUUUCCAAUAACUCGGCAGCUGGACGAUCGUUUCCAACUCCCGCUCGGCCAAGGGGAGGCAGCGUCAACUUAACCACCUCCCCCCGUCGCUCCAGUUCCAUCGACUCUAGUGCACCCACCCUGCCCCACCUGAACGGCACCGAGUAACCCCCCCACUUAUCUCCAGGUCUUGCAGGGGCGGCUGCUCAAAGGCUACAAGACAACUCCCCAGCACAAAGAGGAGUGACUGAGCGCGCCUUCUUGACUUGGGAGAGCAGCCUGAUGCGUUGGGAAGCGGGCUACAGCACUUUGCCAACUGCCAGCUCGCUCUGGGCUACCUGCCCCCUGGGUCUACCAUGCCCUUCGGGGUGUUCUGCAUCUCCGUAUCGAGCGUCCCUGUGCGCAUGAGUCGGCCGGUGUUGUUGGAUGGAGCUGGCGCUGUCGAGGUGACAAACGCUGCCUGCGGGGACGCAUCAACAUCCCGGCUGGUUGUACACCAGGCAGUGGGAGGCUGGCAGGAUUGAGCAGGGGAGAACCUGGUCGCCUUGUGCAGUCACUGUCAGAGACUGCAACCCGGCUCAACGGAGGGUCUCAACUCCCCUGCUCUCCCUUCUCCCUGCACUGUGCACAGCUCCGGUUUGGAGUAGCUUUCUUGGGCAAGUGUUGGGGAAGGAUGCAGCGUGGACUUGGAAGAAGGUUAUGAGCGGCGCUGCUGAUAUUUCAGGAGAUUUAAAAACCAUGGGCUAUGACCUGUUGCUAUAGCGUAACCUUUUGAGAGAUGGACUUGGCAGACGUUGUUGUGGCGCUGUUCAUCGCUGUGGUGCUGAUAGUCUCCUUGUUAUCCAACCUGUUGGUCUUGAUAUGCUUCAUCUACAGCUCGGACAUCCGCAAGCAAGUGCCGGGCAUAUUUAUCGUGAACUUGUCCUUUUGCAACCUGCUUCUCACGGUUCUGAAUAUGCCAGCCACACUGCUGGGGAUUGUCAAAAAACAGCAGCCGUUUGGCGACUGCAUCUGUCAAACAGUUGGCUUUGUGGAGACAUUCCUCAGCACCAACACUAUGCUGAGCAUGGCCGCUUUGAGCAUCGAUAAGUGGAUUGCUGUUGUGUUCCCCUUAAGCUACGCCAGUAAGAUGAGGUACAAAGACGCUGUGCUCAUGGUGAGCUAUACCUGGGUCCACUCUCUCACUUUUCCGGUGGUGGCGGCUUUCUUGAGCUGGGUCGACUUCAGUAACAGAUACGCUUCGUGUACUCUGCAUCUGCGAGAGGAGAUGCACAGAAGGCAGUUUACAGUCUUUACCAUUGUCUUUCAUGCCACCAGCUUUAUGCUUUCUCUCGUUAUACUGUGCUUUACGUACCUGAAAGUCUUGAAGGUUGCCCGCUUCCACUGCAGAAGAAUAGACAUUAUCACCAUGCAGACCUUGGUUUUAUUGGUGGACAUUCACCCCAGUGUCAAACAGCGUUGCCUUGCGGAGCAGAAAAGUCGAAGACAGCGCGCAACCAAGAAGAUCAGCAUUUUUAUAGGGUCGUUUAUUGUCUGUUUUGCUCCCUAUAUCAUAACCAGGUUGAUAGAACUGCUUCCCUUUGUCAACAUUAACUACUACUGGGCAGUUCUGAGUAAGUGCCUCGCCUAUUCCAAAGCUGCUUCGGAUCCUUUUGUGUAUUCGCUGCUGCGCCAACAGUACAAGAGAGUCCUGGUCAACAUAGUCAACCGGUUACUCAGAAAGGAUUUCUACCCGUCCUCUGGCCACAACAGUUCCCUGGACACAGAGAACGAUUACUGCCUGCAGAGGGUCUGAGCUCUGCCCCCUCGCCCCAACUGUAAGUGAAAGCUCUGCCAAAUCCGAGGAGACUACAUGCACUUUCUGAUCAUUCCAGUGUUAGGAGGGACACUCUAAGCGCCAAAGGCAAAUCGUCUUUUUAUGAUAUGAAAUAUUUUAUUGAAAGAAUGUAUUAUGGUUCGAGUUUCCGUCGUUUAUUUGUAUUUUCGCAGUUUUGUGCAAAUUAUUAUCAAGCUUGAGUAUUUAUAUAUAUAUAUAGAGAGAGAGAGAGAGAGAGGUGUUUACAAUGUAUCUCUUAAACUUUGUUAAGGCUUUCUAUAGAGCAGUUAGAAAAUGAAUAAGAUGUCAUUUAGUAAUUAUGUGCCAAAAUGAAAAAAAGUUAAAGCAUCCUGUUUGAAACAACAAGCAACAAAAAGGAUCCAUGUUAAAGAUGGAGACAACUCCAACAAAUCAUUUGUGUUCAACCGUGUUCCCAACGUGCGCUCAAAUGUCCGCCGAUUUAGACUAGAUUUCAAGGCGGAACCCGCUGUGACAUUAAUAUAAACUCGUUUGAGGCUUCGAUGUGACAGACGAUUGAAACAAUAAUAAUAAAAAAAAACACGAAAGUUU